Molecule: messenger RNA, 1210 nt
Organism: Catharus ustulatus (Swainson's thrush)
Lineage: Eukaryota; Metazoa; Chordata; Aves; Passeriformes; Turdidae
Gene: STAC3
Product: SH3 and cysteine rich domain 3
Exons: 10
Coding region: 412-1188 (258 amino acids)
Biological process (GO): positive regulation of voltage-gated calcium channel activity; skeletal muscle contraction; positive regulation of protein localization to plasma membrane
Cellular component (GO): extrinsic component of cytoplasmic side of plasma membrane
Molecular function (GO): protein binding
Source: RefSeq, a predicted model, not a curated record
UUGUGGAGACUUCACGGGGCUGGGAGGAGGGUCCACAUCUUCAGAGCAUUCCUGGAGUCUCCUCCCGUUUAUGGAGGGGAUCACUGGGGCCAGGCACGGGGUCUCUGCCCUCCUGCCUCCCCCACACUGCCACAUACCACCCGUCCUCUCCUGCCCCAGCAGCUGCAGAAGCUGAAACAACUUUUCCAGCGAAAACCCAAGGAGGAGCCGGAGCCGGAGCCGCAGCCCAACGGGGAGCUGGUCAGCCCCUCGGGGGGACCCAUCUACUACAUCUAUGAGGAUGAUGAAGAGGAGGAAGAGGAGGAGGAGCCCGAGCCCCCUCCCGAACCCGAGAAACUUGUUAAUGACAAACCCCACAAAUUUAAAGAUCAUUACUUCAAAAAGCCCAAAUUCUGCGAUGUUUGUGCCCGCAUGAUCGUCCUCAACAACAAAUUUGGCCUGAGGUGCAAGAACUGCAAAACAAACAUCCACCACCACUGCCAGUCCUACGUGGAGAUGCAGCGUUGCUUCGGCAAGAUCCCACCCGGGUUCCGCCGAGCCUACAGCUCCCCCCUCUACAGCGACCAGCAGUACGCCGGCACCAAGGACCAGCUCGCGAACAGGAGCGAUCCCGUGUUCGAGACGCUGCGCACGGGCGUUAUCAUGGCCAACAAGGAGCGCAAGAAGGGGCAGGACGACAAGAAAAACCCCUUGGCUGCGAUGAUGGACGAGGAGUCGGAGGCCACGAAGCCGGUGGGGAGCAAAGCCGAGGGUGGUGCCUCUGAAGGGGACAAGAAGGCUGAGAAGAGCCCAACAGAUGACAAGAGCAAGAAGCCGCAGCCCGGGGGGUUCCUGCAGUCUCACUAUUUCGUGGCACUUUAUCGCUUCAAAGCCCUGGAGAAGGACGACCUGGACUUCCCGCCGGGGGAGAAGAUCACGGUGGUCGAUGACUCCAACGAGGAGUGGUGGCGGGGGAAGAUCGGUGAGAAAGUCGGGUAUUUCCCCCCCAACUUCAUCAUCCGGGUGCGGGCAGGCGAGCGGGUGCACAAGGUGACGCGUUCCUUCGUGGGCAACCGGGAGAUCGGGCAGAUCACGCUCAAGAAAGAUCAGAUCGUGGUGCAGAAGGGGGAGGAGGUGAACGGUUACGUCAAAGUCUUCACCGGCCGCAAAGUGGGGCUGUUCCCUGUGGACUUCCUGGAGGAGAUCUGAGGGGGGCUGCGGGGGGGGGACC